Messenger RNA from Phyllopteryx taeniolatus (common seadragon), 2172 nucleotides. RefSeq lists its product as uncharacterized. The record is from RefSeq and is a predicted model, not a curated record. Gene Ontology annotation, cellular component: cytoplasm. NCBI's taxonomy places the organism in Eukaryota, Metazoa, Chordata, Actinopteri, Syngnathiformes, Syngnathidae. The transcript has 7 exons. Gene Ontology annotation, biological process: negative regulation of apoptotic process; protein autophosphorylation; regulation of mitotic cell cycle. Gene Ontology annotation, molecular function: protein serine/threonine kinase activity; ATP binding. Bases 1 to 2109 code for a protein of 702 amino acids.
AUGACAGCAGCUCUAAUAAUAAAUGUAAAUGUUGAUUUAGCUGUGUUUGUAUCAGUUCCAGAGAACCCAGAAAAGGUGUUUGUCCUAAGAAAAUUUGAGGGGAGACUUAGAAAUGGCAAAAAUUUCACAAAAAGGAGUGAUGCGUGUGACAUAAUCCCAAAGGUGAGUGAAUUAACAGAGAUGACACUUGAGGUUUUACCUGCUCAAGGGACCAAAAGGAAGGCUGACACAAAGCCGGAGAAACAGAAAGUCAAAGACGCCAAGACAGUUGUGGCGGCCAAAGCGAGCGAACAAAAGGCUAACACAAAAAGAGGGACCAUCAAAAGACUCAAAAGUACGUUACCAGUGAAGACAGCGAUAGCUGAAGCGACCAUAGCAAAGUCUUGCACAAAACCUGAGACUUUCAUAAGGAAGCAAAGGUCCAAAGCCGCAGAAUUGUCUAUGACGGCUACAGCGACCAGGUUAGUGUCUGGCCCAAAACAAAAGACUCUCACAAGUAAGCAAAAAGUCAAAGCCAAAAAGUCACCUGUGAAGGCUGUGCAAGUUAAAGGAAUCAAGGAAAAGUCUGGCACAAAAUCUGUGGUUCACAUAACGAAACAGAAGAGCAAAGUUGCAAAAAAGCUUGUUAAGACUGUGCCACAAAAAGGGACCAAACUGAAAUCUGGCGCAAAACGAAAGACCACAAGUAAGCAAAGAGUCAAAGUCAAAAAGUUACCAGUUAAGGCUGUGCCGGUAAAAGUAUCUAAAGUAAUGUCCGGCCAAAAACGACAUCAUCUCCGCCUUGAGAAGACUGUCGGGACAAAGGCAACAAAGCGGAAGGCUGAUGAUAUAAGAGAAGAUUCCACCAGAAAGAAGCAGCGGGUUGAAGAUACCGUUGCGAUCGAGAAGAAUCUUCUGGCUCAUGGCAGCAACAGACCAUCUGGCACAACCCUCAAAAGGGAGCAGAAAGGCAAACCAACUGAAGGGUCUGUCAACGCGACCAAACGUAAACACAACACAAAAACCGAUACUUUCAUAAAGAAGCAGAGGGUCAAGGAUACCAAAGUUUUGUGGAAGACUAUGCAGGAUAAAGGCAACAAGAGACACUGUGUCACAAAAGCAGAGACCCUCAUAAGUGAGCAGAGAGUCAAAUCUACUAAGGUGUCUGGGAAAGCAGCGCCACCUCGAGGACCUUUGGAAGACAAAGCAAACUGGGUGCAUGAGAAAGCUCUGCCAGCCGAGAGGGAGUCUUUCCUGAAACCAAAGACGUCUUUCUUAGAGCAAAUGAAAACAAUACUCUCCAGUGCAACAAGCAGAACCACGUUUGAGACCAGAUAUGAGAAGUUUGCCAAGAUUGGCGAAGGAGGCUUUGGAUCAGUCUAUGCAGGUCACAGGAAAAUCGACUAUAAUCCAGUGGCGAUCAAAUACAUUCCCAAAGCAAAAGUAAAAAAUGUCCCAUUGAGCAUAAACGGAAAGGUGCAGAAGGUCCCCUUGGAGGCCGUCUUCAUGCUGCAAGCAUCCAGUAUUAAGAACUCGGAUGGGAAAUCAGCAGUCGUAUCCCUGCUGGACAUAUGCGAUCUGGAGAAAGACGUCGUUCUGGUUAUGGAGAGGCCGGUCCACUCUGUGGCUUUGUCUACAUACUUGACCCGGCGGACACUCGGUCUCCUUGAGGAGGAUGAGGCAAAGUACAUCAUGAGGCAGCUGGUCGACGCCGCCAUCAAAAUGCACGCUGCCAACAUCUUCCAUCGAGAUCUAAAGCAGGAAAACAUUCUGCUGGAGGCCUCGUCCGGCGUCACCCAAGUGCGGGUCAUAGACUUUGGCUGCAGCUGCUUAGUCAGCAUGGAACCAUACCAUGACUAUUUUGGAACCUUAAAGUACGCUCCUCCAGAGUAUACGCAUAAGCGUCCGUAUUGCGCCGGUCCGACCACAGUGUGGCAUUUGGGUGCGCUACUUUUUGAACUGCUGGAUGGUACGCAACGAUUCGACACGUGCAUGUUCCUUUCCAAGGGGCUUCAACUAAAUAGGGAUCUGUCUGAAGAUUGUGGAGAUUUAUUGUGGAUGUGCUUGAGUUUAGACCCGACUCAACGUUGCACCCUGCAGCAAAUGCAGUGGCACCCAUGGCUACUCUGAUACCAGCUCUCGUCCUCACCAAUAUCACCCUUUUUUUAAUCAACUUUUUUUUUUUUUUUUUUU